This is a messenger RNA of Osmerus eperlanus (European smelt), 3117 nucleotides long. RefSeq names its product sister chromatid cohesion protein PDS5 homolog B-like. Gene Ontology annotation, cellular component: chromatin; nucleus. Lineage: Eukaryota; Metazoa; Chordata; Actinopteri; Osmeriformes; Osmeridae. The annotation marks the transcript as partial. The transcript has 16 exons. Gene Ontology annotation, biological process: DNA repair; mitotic sister chromatid cohesion. The record is from RefSeq and is a predicted model, not a curated record.
UGUCCUGCUGCCGGUACUGCAGGCCAAGGCCAAGAGGGGCCCCCCCCGCCAGGCCAAGUACGCCAUCCACUGCAUCCACGCCAUGUUCACCAACAGAGACACGCACUUCGCGCAGAUCUUCGAGCCCCUCCACAAGGGCCUGGACCCGGGCGACCUGGAGCAGCUGACCACUCCCCUCACCACGCUGGGCCACCUGGCCAUGCUGGCCCCAGAGCAGUUUGCCGCGCCCCUAAAGUCCCUGGUCGCCAACCUCAUCGUCAAGGACCUGCUCAUGAACGACAGGAUGCCGGGCAAGAAGACCACCAAGCUGUGGGUUCCUGAUGAUGAGGUGUCCCCGGAGACACUGGCCAAGAUCCAGGGCAUUAAGCUGAUGGUGAGGUGGCUGCUGGGGGUGAAGAACAACCAGAGCAAGUCUGGCAACUCCACCCUGCGCAUGCUGACGGCCAUCCUGCACAGUGACGGGGACCUGACGGAGCAGGGCAAGAUGAGUAAGCCAGACAUGUCUCGCCUGCGCCUGGCGGCGGCAUGCGCCCUGCUGAAGCUGGCCCAGGAGCCCUGCUACCACGAGAUCAUCACUCUGGAGCAGUACCAGCUGUGUGCCCUCGUCAUCAACGAUGAGUGUUACCAGGUGCGCCAGGGCUUCGCCCAGAAGCUCCACAAGGGCCUGUGUCGCCUGCGCCUGCCCCUGGAGUACCUGGCCGUGUUCGCGCUCUGCGCCAAGGACCCGGUGAAGGAGCGCCGGGCGCACGCACGCCAGUGCCUCGUCAAGAACGUCAACAUCCGCAGGGAGUACCUGAAGCAGCACGCAGCCGUCAGCGAGAAGCUGUUCUCCCUGCUCCCUGAGUACGUGGUGCCCUACGCCAUCCACCUGCUGGUGCACGACCCCGACUACGUCAAGGUCCAGGACAUCGAGCAGCUCAAAGACAUCAAAGAGUCUCUCUGGUUUGUGCUGGAGAUCAUCAUGGCUAAGAAUGAGAACAACAGCCACGCCUUCAUCAGGAAGAUGGUGGAGAACAUCAAGCAGACCAAGGACGCGCAGGCGCCCGCCGACGCCAAGAUCAACGAGAAGCUAUACACGGUGUGCGACGUGGCCAUGAACAUCGUCAUCUCCAAGAGCACCACCUACAGUCUGGAGUCGCCCAAGGACCCGGUCCUGCCCACACGCUACUUCACCAAGCCUGACAAGAACUUCAGCAACACCAAGAACUACCUCCCUCCUGAGAUGAAGUCCUUCUUCACGCCCGGGAAGCCCAAGGCAGCUAACGUCCUGGGAGCGGUCAACAAGCCCCUGGCCUCGGCAGGCAAGCAGCUCCAGAGCAAGGCCUCCAGGAUGGAGACGGCCAGCAACGACGACAGCCCCUCCAGCCCCAGCUCCCCCCAGCGCGCCAAGGCCAGACACGACAGCGCGGAGAUGGACCACAGUGAGAACGAGGACAUCAGCCUGGCCAAGAGGGCAGACAACCCAGACAAGGACAGCGAGAAGCCGCGCGGGCGCAAGCGCGCCGCCCCCAGUCACCCGGACGACCAGGACGGCAAGCCUAAGCGCGGGCGCAAGAAGGCGGUGCCGGCGGCGACUGCGGCGGCCAAUGCCGUGGCGGAGCUCGACGACCAAUGGGGCGAGGACUCGCGUCUCGGAGACGGCCUGAUGGAGGACGAGCAGAACAGCCCGCCCAAGAAGGCGCGUCGCGGCCGGCCCCCGAAGGCGGCGGCGGCGGCCAAUCAGGAGUCCCCGGCUAAAGGGAGGCGGGGCCGCAAGAAGGCUGCCCCUCCCCCUGAAGAGGAGGAGGAGGAGGAGGAGGAGGAGGAAGAGGGCGCGGAGGAGGAGGAGGAGGUGGUAGAGGAGGAAGAGGAGGAUAAGAGCAGCGAGGCGGAGGUGAAGACCAAGGGAGGGAGGCCGACGCGGGCGCCACGGCGAUCACAACAAAGCUCUGAGUCGGCAGAGUCCACGCCACAGAAAAGAAGAGGCCGGCCGCCCAAAGCGACCCCGCCCGCCGCCGCCAAGAAACCAACGCGCGCUGGGCGAUCGAAGACGGCAGCAGCAGCAGCAGCCAGAGAGGAGGAAGAGGAGGAGGAGGAGCAGGAGGAGGAGGAGGAGGAGCAGGCCACACCCAAGGGUCGACGAAAGGCACCGGCCAGGAGAAGAUGAGCGGAGGAGAGGAAGGAGAGAGCGGAGGGAUGGAGAGGAAGGAGUGAGGGAGCAGAGAGAUGGAGAGGAAGGAGAGAGGAGAGGAAGGAGAGAGCGGAGGGAUGGAGAGGAAGGAGUGAGCGGACGAGAGGAGAGGGAGAUCAUCUUCAGGAGGGCGGCGGAGGAGGAGGAGAGGGAGGGAGACACAGAAUGAUGAACUGUGGACUUUUAUGAACUUUUCAUAUGACGAAGCUCCUACCAUUACAGUACACACACACACUCACACACACACACACACACACAUCAAAUCAGUAUCAUUAACUGUGGGUUGUUGCAUUGUGUUGCAUUGUGAUGUUGUUUACCACAUGUAGAAAUCUGAUCUGAUACACAGGAAAAGGAAGAAAAGAAAAAAAAUCUGCAUUGUAAAUAGUCUCUUUUAUGUCCUGUUCGGUUGUGUUCUGUUCAUCCUGACUGGGGGAAGGGGGUGUUGUAUAGCAUUUAACCCCACCCCCGUUAUAAUAGGCUCCUCCCGUUUCUCGUUAGCAGCGCUGCUUAGGCUCCACCCCUCUGGGCGUCUCCAUGAACUGAAAGAGAUUAACAGUUACCAAUUUGAACUUCUUCGAACUUCUUUUAUUUUUUUGGGGUGUGACGUCUAUCGAGUUUUUUAUUCCAAAACGACAUGUCCGUUUUGUUUACAGCGGUGUAUAUCGACGCCAUUUCUUUCUCUUUUUUUUUUUACCAUUUUAUAAAAGACGAGAAAACAAAUUCAACCACCCCCCCCCCCCCCCCCCCCCCCCCCAAAAAAAGUGUAGACUUAACCUUGUUGAGUUUUAGCUGGUUCUGCCUCACCCAGGCCUGUGUUCCCUGGUAGACAAGAUCUCCCUUAACCCCCAGACCUGUGUUUUUAAGUGUCCAUCACUGCUGAUUGACAUGACCUCCCAUCCACCCAGUCAGAACCUUUGUCUGUUGUAUUAAUAAAAUUCUCUAUAGAA